AUGAUCAAGGACUCGCUUGACUUCGCCGAAGAACACAGAGACCAGGCCCUCCUCCGGAUCCAAAACUACCAACAGUUGGCAGCAAAGUACUACAACAAGAGAACGUUCAGCAGAUCUUUCGCCAAAGGCGACCUCGUCCUACGCAAAGUGUUUGAAAACACUAGAGAAGUCAACGCAGGGAAGCUCGGCGCUAACGGGGAAGGCCCCUACAUCAUAACCAUGAUCGUCAAGCCGGGAGUCUACAGGCUAGCAGCGAUGGACGGCACCGAAAUCCUGAGGUCUUGGAACUCGAUAAACCUCAAACGCUUCUACUACUGA
Molecule: messenger RNA, 318 nt
Organism: Microthlaspi erraticum
Lineage: Eukaryota; Viridiplantae; Streptophyta; Magnoliopsida; Brassicales; Brassicaceae
Source: the annotation of a GenBank genome assembly